Messenger RNA from Sinocyclocheilus rhinocerous, 2379 nucleotides. It is a transcript of the gene klhdc8a, whose product is annotated as kelch domain containing 8A. The record is from RefSeq and is a predicted model, not a curated record. Lineage: Eukaryota; Metazoa; Chordata; Actinopteri; Cypriniformes; Cyprinidae. Bases 137 to 1201 code for a protein of 354 amino acids. Gene Ontology annotation, molecular function: protein binding. The transcript has 7 exons.
UCUAUUCCACGCGUGGAUUAUUAUUGCUCUGUAUCGCGCUCUAUCCAUAAGGGAAGCAGCCGAGGAGAAUCGGAAGAAACCGAAGCCCAGACCCGAAAAGAGCUGACGUGAGGAAGCACAGCGACCGGUCGGGGGGAUGACGGUGCCCUCGGCCCAUGAGUUUCACUGGCAGAGCCUGGCAUGUCUUUCCAGCGCCCGCGUCUAUCACUCAUUGGCUGAUGUUGGGGGGCAGCUGUAUAUGGUAGGGGGUUGCGAUGCUUCGGGUCGACCCACCAGCGCUCUCGAGCUCUACUCCCCUGAGGUGGACCGCUGGCUCAGUCUCCCUCCGAUGCCCACGCCGAGAGCCGGGGCGGCGGUGGCUGUCUUAGGUAAGCAGCUGCUGGUGGUCGGGGGAAUGGGGAAGGACCAGCGCCCCCUGAAGGCCGUGGAGGUGUAUAACACAGAAGAAGGCAAAUGGAGGAAGAGGUGCUCGCUCAGAGAGGCGUCCAUGGGGCUUUCUGUCACUGUUAAAGACGGCAGAGCUCUUGCUGUUGGGGGAAUGGGAGCAGACCUCCUGCCUAGAAGUGUUCUACAGCAGUACGACCUUCGCAAGGACGUGUGGGCGCUCCUUCCGCCCAUGCCCACCCUGCGCUACGAUACCAGCGUCUGCCUACUGGACUCCAAGAUCUACGUGGCAGGAGGACGUCAGUGUAAGCGUUUGGUGAAGGCGUUUGAGGUCUUUGACAUGGAAAGCCGUACCUGGUCCUCUCUACCCAGCCUGCCUUGUAAGAGAUCUUAUUCUGGGGUCUUAUGGGACAGCGCCGGGCGUCUCUGCUGGUUGGGAGGGCUCAGACAAGGAGGAAUACACCAAAGUUCAAAGUUUACCAAGAAUGUUAACAUCUUUGACACCAACCAAGGAACUUGGUUGAAAUCAGAGGACACCGUACCCUUGAAAACCAAGCGAGCAGACUUUGCCGCAGCCAUAGUGCGAGACAGAAUGAUCGUGGCAGGAGGCCUAGGCCAUCAGCCAUCAGUGCUGGACACUGUCGAAGCCUUCCAUCCCGAAAAAAGAAAAUGGGAGAGGCUGUCGCCCAUGUCGACGCCACGUUGCUCUGCCUCCAGCAUUGUGAUCCGUGAUCGACUACUGGUAGUAGGAGGUGUCAAUCAAGUCCCAAGCUCCGCCCAUGAGAUUCUAUAUGUAAAAGAGGAGGAGAUUCUUUAACCAUAGAACUUUAGGUUUACACAUCAGAAAAAGUUGCCUUCAAUGAUCAAGUAAAACACAAAUUUUCACUUCGCUUGGUAAAAUUUUGCAUCAAAAUCCAGUCUGCGCAAUUGGGAGCUUCACAUGAGGGCGAAAAAGUUCUCGAUUCAGUUUUCACUCAUGUUCAAGUUGUUCAUGCAAAUCCGUCAUGCUGAGCAAUAGAAAUCUGCUAACUUCUGUGUAAGCUGUGAUUCUUACAUAUCUACGCUAUUGACCUAUUUUGCGAGUUGGGAUUUUCACAAAAAAAUUCGAACACAGAUUUUGCUUGUUCGAAUUGGUCACACGAAUUUGCCAAGCUAACCUAUAGAAAACUGCUGGGCUCAUGUAGCGAAUUUUCAUAACCAACUUGAAUACUAGCGAAAACUGCGUGAGGAAGUUUAUCGUAACCAAGCAGCUUCCUAUCGGUCAGCUCGGUCGAAUUGACAUGACUAACUUCUCUGUGCUGGGAAUUUUUUUGCCCUCAUGCGAAAUUCCCAAUCAUGUGGAACAGAUUUCGCCCUCAAAAUUUAGCUAAUGUGACCGCACCUUAAAGCCUGAAAUAUACUCUACUCAAAUAAGCAAAUGUGAAUCUUGCAAUGCACUGCAAGUGCAAUAGGCGAGGGUGUAGAGUUUCCUUCAAACAUUUGUCUUAAAUUGAAUUCAGGUAGCUAGCUACAAACAUGUGAACAGUUUAAAUGUAAAAUGUCAUUUUUGCUAGCCCUAGCACAUGAUUCUCUUCAAACUGUUGCUCCGCCAUGACAGUAGUUUAGCUGAAACAGAAAAAUGACUGUAGAAGACGUUUACACUGAUGCCUACUAUAGCGCCCCUUGUGGCAAUGCUGACAUAUUUCAUAUGCAUGAAAUCAAACUAGAUUUGGUGUUUAUGUACUUAUGUAGAGUAUGUUUUGGGCUUAUUAUCAGCACAACAAGGUUCUUGAAUGCUAGACUGUUCAAACAAAUAAGCUGCACUAUGUGACAAGGAAUAACUAAAGCACAUUGUAGGGAACAACAUGUAUUUUAGUUCCACGAAGCUCACCGUUAAUUCCAUUAUUACAAACUGCACAGCAACGACAAUCUGCCUUUUAAAGCCAACAGCACCAAACACCCACUGAAUGAUCUAAGCCAACAACAUAUAUGCACAAACACACAUUCAGAGACACA